AUGAGUCAUCCAAUUCAUGAAGCCAAUGAGAAGAGCCCCUACGGCAACCUCACAAAGGAGGCUUUCUACAAAAAACACAACAUCCUCCACCAAGAGAGCUCCUUCACCAACGCCCAAAACAUGAACAUCUUCACCCAGUCAUGGCAGCCGAACGACCCCUCCCGCCCCAUCGCGGCCUUCCUCGGCAUGAUCCACGGCUACACCUCCGAGAGCGGCUGGCUUUUCGAGCUCAACGCCGUGGCCGCCGCCAAAUCCGGCCUCUUCGUCUGCGCCCUCGACCUCCAGGGCCAUGGCCUCUCUGACGGCCCCCGCGACCACAUCACCGACAUCCAGCCCCUCCUCGACGACUGCCUCCGCUUUUUCGCUGACGCCAGGGCCAGGCACCCCCCAGGCCUCCCAGCCUUUCUAUAUGGGGAGUCUCUGGGAGGCGCCCUGGCCCUCCUGGCCUGCCUGCGCCAGGGGGCCUGUCAGGCCCCCUGGCGUGGCCUCAUCCUCAGCGGGGCCAUGCUGGAGGUGUCUAAAAAGUUCAAGCCGGUGUGGCCGCUGGAGAAACUGCUGCCUGCGGCGGCGUACGUGGCGCCGGCGUGGAGGAUCGCGAUCACGCCGCCGCCGGGGAGGCGGUCGUACAGGGAGGGGUGGAAGAGGGAGCUGGCGGCGGGGAGCCCGAGUAGGAGGACGUGCGGGCGGCCGACGGCGGCGACGGCGCAGCAGCUGCUGAGUGUUUGCGAGUGUAUAAAGAGGGAGUGUGGGGGUGUUGACGUGGCGAUGCUGAUCCUGCAUGGAGGCGAGGACGUGAUCUGCGAUCCCGAGGGGGCGAGGCGGCUCUACGAGGCCGCGGCGAGCAAGGACAAGACGAUCAAGGUAUACGACGGCGCGUGGCAUCAACUGAUCGGGGAGAGUAACGAGUUUGUGGAGGAGGUUUUUGACACCGUGCUGACGUGGAUAAAAGUCAGAGCUGAUUUGACAAACAUCAAUUGA
Molecule: messenger RNA, 978 nt
Organism: Salvia splendens (bonfire salvia)
Lineage: Eukaryota; Viridiplantae; Streptophyta; Magnoliopsida; Lamiales; Lamiaceae
Product: caffeoylshikimate esterase
Exons: 1
Coding region: 1-978 (325 amino acids)
Source: RefSeq, a predicted model, not a curated record